Chrysochloris asiatica (Cape golden mole) is the source of this 1350-nucleotide messenger RNA. Its product is annotated as KIAA1456 ortholog. Lineage: Eukaryota; Metazoa; Chordata; Mammalia; Afrosoricida; Chrysochloridae. The transcript is spliced from 3 exons. Bases 1 to 1350 code for a protein of 449 amino acids. Gene Ontology annotation, molecular function: S-adenosylmethionine-dependent methyltransferase activity; tRNA binding. The record is from RefSeq and is a predicted model, not a curated record. Gene Ontology annotation, biological process: tRNA wobble uridine modification. Gene Ontology annotation, cellular component: cytoplasm; nucleus.
AUGGACAAUGAGGCCGCCCAGCUGGAGAGGCAGCAUGUCCAUGCUGUGUAUGAGAGCACCGCACCUUACUUCAGCGACCUGCAGAGCAAAGCCUGGCCUCGCGUCCGCCAGUUCCUCCUGGAGCAAAAGCCGGGCAGCCUUAUCGCUGACAUAGGUUGUGGGACUGGAAAGUAUCUUAAAGUGAACAGCCAGGUAUAUACCCUGGGCUGUGACUACUGUGGGCCAUUGGUAGAGAUUGCCCGGAAUAGAGGAUGUGAAGUCAUGGUAUGUGACAACCUUAAUCUUCCCUUUAGGGAUCAGGGCUUCGAUGCCAUCAUCUCCAUAGGAGUCAUACAUCAUUUCUCUACAAAACAAAGAAGAAUCCGAGCAAUAAAAGAAAUGGCCAGGGUCUUAACUCCUGGAGGUCAGCUUAUGAUCUAUGUUUGGGCUAUGGAACAAAAGAACCGACACUUUGAGAAACAAGAUGUGCUUGUUCCAUGGAAUAGGGCCUUAUGUUCCCAGAUCUUCUCAGAGUCCCGCCAAUCUGGGAGAACGAGGCAGUGUGGACAUGCAGAAACAAGCCAUUCCUACCAUUCUCCUUGCUCUGAAUGUAGCUAUUCUGUUUGCUUUAAAGAGAGAUGUGAUUCAAAACAGUCUCACAGCAUGGACCACUCUCUGGGUAGAACCUGUUGUGUAAAUAUUUCUAAAGACGGUGUGGAAGAAAAUGGGCUCUAUAAUACAUUAGGGAAAUCUUUUCGUUCUUGGUUUUUUUCUAGAUCUUUGGAUGAAUCAGCUUUGAGGAAGCACAUUGAAAAGGUGAGACCCUUGAAAAACACAGAAAGUUGGGCCAAUAGCACUAUCUCAGUUCAGCCUUCCAGACAUUCAAGUUUAGACUUAGAUCGCCAAGCGCCAUUUUCAACAAAAGAACACACUUUAGAUGAGGAAGUGUUUGUGGAAACUUCUUCCCAGAAAACCAUGCAGUGGCCGAGAGUACCAGGCAGACUGACGCAUUUAAAUGAAGACCAUCAAGAAAUUAGGCAAAGUGGAGAUAAUCAUUUUCUCAAGGGCACCAAUGAAAAUUGUGUUGGUGCACAUAACUUAGAAGAAAGUAACCCUUCUGCUAGUAAGAUAUUGAGAAAGAGUUCUACAGUCGAUUCCACAGACUCCAUCCCAGAUGACACAAUUCCUGUGGGAGAACAACAGCCGGACACUUUGGAUUCCAGAUCCUUUAUGCGCUACUACCAUGUGUUUCGGGAAGGCGAGCUCUAUGGCCUGCUGAUGGAGAAUGUGUCUGAGCUCCACAUUCUGAGCUCUGGGAAUGAUCAUGGAAACUGGUGUAUUAUUGCAGAGAAAAAGGAAAGUUAUGAUUGA